GUAAUGGCAAAUAAUGCAAAAAAAAAGAAAAGAAAAAGAAAAAAAAAGCUUGGUCAAACCCUUUAAAAGGUGGCUAGGGUCUAGAGCAGCUUAGUGAAGAUUUGACAGCCAGUCUACAAAUCUAGAGAAAUGAAGAUGCAAUCUUGCUUCUUGGUUGCAGUGGCUCUUAUUCUUGGAACAGUAUGCUCAGAAGUGUUAGCUCAACAUUUUAAUGCAAAUAAGCCAGAUGAGUGUUGCUUCAACUUCCAGCAAAAACAAGUUCCGAGGCACUUUUUUGUUGGUUAUGUAACCCUUCGAGAUGACUGCCCAAGCCUGGGUGUAAUACUCGUUGCUGAAAAUGGAAAAAGAGUGUGUGCCAAUCCAAAAUACGCUUGGGUCAAGAGGCACAUGAAUUACUUUGAUCAGCAAGCACCCAAAGGAAGUGGACAGACACCGAAAUGAAAGGAUUCACAAGCAUCUAAUGCCUCUCCCCAAUGCUCUCUUUACUCAGCUUUCUCUUUCAAUUGUUCUGAACAAAGAAAUACCCGAAUCUACCAAGCAUGACAUUGCAAUAUUAGACAUCUAUUGUACGCUGUGGGUUACCAAACACAUAACCUGUUUAUAUGUAUGUAAAUAAUGAAAAGCUAAACUUUUUACAAAAAUACUCUUGAUAAUAUAAUCAAUAUCUUUUAAGACAGCUUUUGCCAUAAAUGUAGGAGCAUUUCUGUAAUUUUCUCUGAAUAAAGGCCAGUAUCAUUAUGCACAUGCAUGGUGUGAGUAGGAGGUGCAAAUUUCCAUCUGCAGAGUUCAAUGUAUUGCUUGAGUCUAAGAUUAUCAACACACUGUUAUUAUAGUCAAAGGAUGAAGUCAAAAGGUCUCUAUCCAGCCCCAUAGGAUUGGAAUUCAGAUGAAAGUAGAAAUUUGCACAACACUUAUUUAAGUAUCGAUUAUCUUACUUUGAAAAAAGUCAUCUAUUUUAAUAAAAUAUCUAAGCACCA
Erpetoichthys calabaricus (reedfish) is the source of this 977-nucleotide messenger RNA. RefSeq names its product C-C motif chemokine 4 homolog. The transcript is spliced from 3 exons. Gene Ontology annotation, cellular component: extracellular region. Bases 130 to 441 code for a protein of 103 amino acids. Gene Ontology annotation, biological process: neutrophil chemotaxis; cellular response to interleukin-1; positive regulation of GTPase activity. The record is from RefSeq and is a predicted model, not a curated record. Gene Ontology annotation, molecular function: CCR chemokine receptor binding; chemokine activity. Lineage: Eukaryota; Metazoa; Chordata; Cladistia; Polypteriformes; Polypteridae.